CCAACGAGCACCAGCUGUGGUCUCUUGUCACCUGCUAUAAAAGCUCCUCGAGUCAGUCCUCUUAACAACUGUCACUGAAGUGAUGGCUGUUGUUUGGCUCGUGGUUGUUUUGGUGCAUGCCGUCUUGAUGGAUAAAGGCCUUUGUUUUACAGCUGGGGUUAAACAAGGUCCAUCCAAUGCUCUGGUUCAAAAAGGUGUUCCAGAUGUGCCUCACUGAUGUUUCACUUGAGUUUUUGGAACUUCUCCAGUCUUUGUUUUGGACUCUAUUUUCACAACCUGGAAUUGAGCCAAGGACAAAUGGAACUUGAUGACGAUGUGAGCGACAAUGUGAAGAACGACUCCUUCGGCCACAACAUGAGCGGCAAGGGCCAAAAGAGCGACGCCUUCAGCCGCGACCAGCCGAGCCACAACAUGAGCGGCAAGGGCCAAAAGAAUGACGCCUUCAGCCACGACCAGCCGAGCCACAACAUGAGCGGCAAGGGCCAACAGAACGACUACUUCAGCCACGACCAGCCGAGCCAGAACAUGAGCGGCAAGGGCCAACAGAACGACGCCUUCAACCACGACCAGCCGAGCCACAACGUGAGCGGCAAGGGUCAAAAGAAUGACGCCUUCAGCCACGACCAGCCGAGCCACAACGUGAGCGGCAAGGGCCAAAAGAACGACGCCUUCAGCCACGACCAGCCGAGCCACAACAUGAGCGGCAAGGGCCAAAAGAAUGACGCCUUCAGCCACGACCAGCCGAGCCACAACAUGAGCGGCAAGGGCCAACAGAACGACGCCUUCAGCCACGACCAGCCGAGCCACAACAUGAGCGGCAAGGGCCAAAAGAACGACUCCUUCAGCCACGACAUGAGCGGCAAGGGCCAAAAGAACGACUCCUUCAGCCACGACCAACCGAGCCACAACAUGAGCGGCAAGGGCCAAAAGAAUGACGCCUUCAGCCACGACCAGCCGAGCCACAACAUGAGCGGCAAGGGCCAACAGAAUGACUACUUCAGCCACGACCAGCCGAGCCACAACAUGAGCGGCAAGGGCCAAAAGAACGACGCCUUCAGCCACGACCAGCCGAGCCACAACGUGAGUGGCAAGGGCCAAAAGAACGACGCCUUCAGCCACGACCAGCCGAGCCACAACGUGAGCGGCAAGGGCCAAAAGAACGACGCCUUCAGCCACGACCAGCCGAGCCACAACGUGAGCGGCAAGGGCCAAAAGAACGACGACUUCAGCCACGACCAGCCGAGCCACAACGUGAGCGGCAAGGGCCAAAAGAACGACGCCUUCAGCCACGACCAGCCGAGCCACAACGUGAGCGGCAAGGGCCAAAAGAACGACGCCUUCAGCCACGACCAGCCGAGCCACAACGUGAGCGGCAAGGGCCAAAAGAACGACGCCUUCAGCCACGACCAGCCGAGCCACAACGUGAGCGGCAAGGGCCAAAAGAACGACGCCUUCAGCCACGACCAGCCGAGCCACAACGUGAGCGGCAAGGGCCAAAAGAACGACGCCUUCAGCCACGACCAGCCGAGCCACAACGUGAGCGGCAAGGGCCAAAAGAACGACGCCUUCAGCCACGACCAGCCGAGCCACAACUUGAGCGGCAAGGGCCAAAAGAACGACGCCUUCAGCCACGACCAGCCGAGCCACAACAUGAGCGGCAAGGGCCAACAGAACGACGCCUUCAGCCACGACCAGCCGAGCCACAACAUGAGCGGCAAGGGCCAAAAGAACGACGCCUUCAGCCACGACCAGCCGAGCCACAACGUGAGCGGCAAGGGCCAAAAGAACGACGCCUUCAGCCACGACCAGCCGAGCCACAACGUGAGCGGCAAGGGCCAAAAGAACGACGCCUUCAGCCACGACCAGCCGAGCCACAACGUGAGCGGCAAGGACCAACAGAACGACGCCUUCAGCCACGACCAGCCGAGCCACAACAUGAGCGGCAAGGGCCAAAAGAACGACGCCUUCAGCCACGACCAGCCGAGCCACAACAUGAGCGGCAAGGGCCAACAGAACGAUGCCUUCAGCCACGACCAGAGUGAGCAUCUUCAAAUGUCUGAUGACAUGAGCAACAGCUACCAGAAUGACAGAAUGGAUGAUGGUGUGUUCACUGUGAAUGUUUGAAGUGUACAGUUGUCCUGAUGGUUGUAGCAUGAUUGAAGGCAUUGUUCUGUUUCAUGUAACAUCUGUCUGACAAUUAAAACAUUUUACCUUAAUACUA
Messenger RNA from Phyllopteryx taeniolatus (common seadragon), 2221 nucleotides. RefSeq names its product LIM domain-containing protein A-like. The coding region runs from base 217 to 2124 and encodes 635 amino acids. The record is from RefSeq and is a predicted model, not a curated record. The transcript is spliced from 4 exons. Lineage: Eukaryota; Metazoa; Chordata; Actinopteri; Syngnathiformes; Syngnathidae.